AUGCGAAGGAAGGAGUCGUUUAGCGAGCCUAGGCCAACUCCACAAAAGGCGCCGUGGCCCAUGGAAACCGUUAUGGAUCGCUGGAAAUGGCACCAUCCAAGGACUCCUCCCAUCGUUCUUGAAGAUUGCCACAGCGAUUGCGACUCAUUGUCUUCGGUGAUCGAUGGCAACAACAACAACAUCAACGGCAACAACGACAACGACAACGACAACGACGACAAUGAUAUCGCGUCAUCAUCUUAUUCUAAUUUGUUGUGUCGGAAAACACCGUUGCCUUUCGAUCUCAAUCUGCCGCCGUUGGAUUUGAAUCACGACGUUGAAUUCAUUGGUGAUGAUCUCAAUUGCACCACUGCUUUGUGUCUCUAA
Molecule: messenger RNA, 366 nt
Organism: Quercus lobata
Lineage: Eukaryota; Viridiplantae; Streptophyta; Magnoliopsida; Fagales; Fagaceae
Product: ethylene-responsive transcription factor 3-like
Exons: 1
Coding region: 1-366 (121 amino acids)
Source: RefSeq, a predicted model, not a curated record